This is a messenger RNA of Plasmodium gonderi, 1050 nucleotides long. RefSeq lists its product as hypothetical. Bases 1 to 1050 code for a protein of 349 amino acids. Lineage: Eukaryota; Apicomplexa; Aconoidasida; Haemosporida; Plasmodiidae. The record is from RefSeq and is a predicted model, not a curated record. Gene Ontology annotation, molecular function: nucleic acid binding. The transcript is spliced from 5 exons.
AUGAUAUUUAAAAGGUUCUUUCAUAAGUACGCAGGAGGAAGCAAAAUAAAAUGCUACAUUGAAAAAAAGAAACAAAAAAAAAAAGACACCACUUUGUUUCAUCAACCAUUGUAUUCUAAAAAUUCAAAAAGCUUUAUCGACUGGAGAUACAACACACCCAAGUCUGGAUACGAAUACAUGUACAUAUAUGGAGAAAACACAAUUGAAAUUACGAAUCUUCCCAAUAACAAAACUAAUGAAUAUAUCCAGGAACGGUUGAGAAAAAGCUUAAACAAAUAUGGAAGGCUAAAAAUAAUAAGAUGCUUAAGCAACAGAAACGACCCAUAUAUUAACAACAACAUAUGCUAUGCUACAUUUCACAAUAAAAAGGACAUGUAUAAAUGUAUUCGAAAUAUAAAUAUAAGAUUUCCCGCAUCUUUACAAUAUAAAAUAUUAAAGUUUAAAAGUUUGUACAGCAACAAGUCAAAUUAUUAUAAUUAUUUUUUUAAACAAGACCAUUAUAAUUAUAGUGUUAUAAAUAUUGCUUUAAAUCUAUUUAAAUAUUUACAAAAUAAUAAAUGUGUUUUAAAUAUUAAAGAUAUAUAUAAAAACAUAUUUGAGUAUACAUAUUAUCCAUAUAAAAUUAUAACAUCAGGGAUAUCAGUAUAUAAAGUGUUCAACAAUUGGAUAAAUUUCAUUAACUUUUUUGACAAUUUAUUUUUAAAAAUAAUAAAAGGAGACACUAUUUUUAUUUGUGCCAAAAUUGUGGAUGAUCAAAACAUAUCUAUUUAUCUUAAUAAUAAAUUAAUUCAAUUAAAAAAAAAAACCUGCGCUUCCAACUCUUUGUAUUGGCGCCAGGACUCCUUGCAAUUGCCAGAGGAAAUCGAAAGCAAAAUAAAUAAUGAUCAUCCGAAAAAACUAAAAGAGGAAAUGCAACUUCUUUCAAAAACGAAGGAUUUUUACAAAAUUCAUGAUGAAAGACACCUGCUCAAACUAAAGCUGAACAAGGAGAGGAAGGAAAAAAAAAGACUAGCAAAAGGGGCGUCGUUCAAAAGUAGGAAUAAAAUAUGA